UUAUGAAACAAGUCACGUGACAAGACCCUGGCCAAUCAGAAUGAAGCUCUCACUUCCGACUCUCGCGUGCAUUCCUCCGACUCAGACACUGGAGUAGCCGCACGAGCAGGUCUCAUCACUGUGUGUUUAAGAUGCACGUCGACACUUACGUCAUUACUGGAGGCGGAGGAUAUUUUGGCUUCCGCCUUGCUUGCUCUCUCAGCAAGAAGUCCUUCAGAGUCGUCCUGUUUGAUGCGAGGUCUCCUAGUGAAGCGUUGCCCGAGGGCGUGGAGUUCAUCCAGGGUGACGUUCGGGAUUUCACGCAGGUGGUAAACGCAUUGCGCGGCGCAGACUGCGUUUUCCACAUCGCGUCGUACGGGAUGUCCGGGAGAGAGCAACUCAACAGGAAGCUGAUUGAAGAGGUAAACCUUCAGGGGACGGAAAAUGUUAUUCAGGCGUGCGUGGAUCUCCAGGUUCCUCGACUGGUAUACACCAGCACCUUCAACGUGGUCUUCGGUGGCCAGGUCAUAAAAAACGGUGACGAAACACUUCCUUAUCUGCCUUUACACCUCCAUCCGGACCACUACUCCAGGACCAAGUCAUUGGCAGAAACACGGGUGCUAAAGGCUAAUGGAUCGCAUCUAGCGGGUGAAGGUGGGGUCUUGCGCACGUGCGCCCUCCGUCCGGCUGGGAUUUACGGCCCGGGAGAGGAGCGACAUCUUCCUAGGAUUGUGGGAUACAUCGAGCGUGGCCUCUUUAAGUUUGUGUAUGGGGAUCCUGAGAGUCUAGUGGAGUUUGUCCACGUUGAUAACCUAGUCUCUGCGCACGAGUUAGCUGCGGAAGCGCUAACGGAUAAACGUCAGCACCGUGCUGCCGGACAGGCUUACUUUAUCUCAGACGGCAGGCCGAUCAACAACUUUGAGUUCUUUAGGCCGUUAGUGGAAGGUCUGGGUUACUCUUUCCCCAAGCUACGGCUUCCGGUUUCUCUCAUUUACUUCUUUGCGUUCCUCACAGAGAUUGUUCACAGCGUCAUCGGCCGUGUCUACAACUUCCAACCUCUUCUGACGCGUGCUGAAGUUUACAAGACUGGAGUCACACACUAUUUCAGUAUGGAGAAGGCCAGAGCCGAGCUCGGUUACAACCCCAAGAAGUAUGACCUUGGAGAAGUGGUGGAGUGGUUCAGGAGCAGAGGGCAUGGGAAAAAGCAAGUCACUUCGCCCAUUAAAAAACUGAUCCUCGACGCUGUGCUGUUUCUUAUCUUUGUGGCGUUGGUUCUCUCUUUCCUGCCAGUCGUGGGUCAAUAAAGUGCCACAGCAGA
Molecule: messenger RNA, 1297 nt
Organism: Ictalurus punctatus (channel catfish)
Lineage: Eukaryota; Metazoa; Chordata; Actinopteri; Siluriformes; Ictaluridae
Gene: sdr42e1
Product: short chain dehydrogenase/reductase family 42E, member 1
Exons: 3
Coding region: 132-1283 (383 amino acids)
Biological process (GO): steroid biosynthetic process
Molecular function (GO): 3-beta-hydroxy-Delta5-steroid dehydrogenase (NAD+) activity
Source: RefSeq, a predicted model, not a curated record